Molecule: messenger RNA, 3285 nt
Organism: Strongylocentrotus purpuratus (purple sea urchin)
Lineage: Eukaryota; Metazoa; Echinodermata; Echinoidea; Camarodonta; Strongylocentrotidae
Product: protein CNPPD1
Exons: 9
Coding region: 57-1580 (507 amino acids)
Biological process (GO): regulation of cyclin-dependent protein serine/threonine kinase activity
Cellular component (GO): cyclin-dependent protein kinase holoenzyme complex; nucleus
Molecular function (GO): cyclin-dependent protein serine/threonine kinase regulator activity; protein kinase binding
Source: RefSeq, a predicted model, not a curated record
UUAUACAGAAAAAACACAGGAGGGACGCCAGGGCGGAAAUGAUCUAACGGCGUAACAUGUCUAAAAUGGAGUUUUUAGAGAGUCUACGUCGUUUGGAAGAAGAUGUCGAGAAUUAUGACGACUUCGAGCAAUCACCAGUGCAUACUGCCUUGGAGAAGAGGUUCAGAAACACCUUGUACCUUGGAAAGUCUACCGAGGGGAUCUCAUUGCCUGUAGCCGAUGUUGCCGUGGAUCUGUUCCAGAAUGCUGCUGAAAAGAACUUGGGGACGUUCACACGUCGCCAUGUCGCCAAGUUUAACCGAAAUGGACAGAUUAACCCUUCGUCUUCCAUGCUGGGUAUGAUGUAUGCUCGCCGCCUCAAACGACAAAAAUCUUCCUACCUCCAGAAAGUGACUUCCACUGAACUCUUCCUGGUUUCCAUGAUGCUGGCCACUAAGUUUCUCUAUGAUGAAGGUGAAGACGAAGAGAUAUUCAGCGAUGAAUGGGCGGACAGCGCUAAGAUUGAUGUCAAAAGGGUUAAUGAACUGGAACGAGACUUUCUGGAAGCAAUUGAAUGGGACCUGUACAUCAAACCAGAUGAAUUCUAUGAGUUCUUGCAACAAAUGGAAACAUGGAUCGCCUUGAACGAAGGACGUCGGAGAGGCUGGUUUUCCUACUCGGAUUUCAAUGUCCUGAUGGAGCAUAGAGACUGGUAUACUACCAUUUCUGAGCUGCUGGACCAGUCUUUGAAGAUGAUUGGUUUGUGUCUGGCUGCGUACUCCUUGUGCAGUGCCAUCCUGUGUUGGUCGGUUCUGCUCAUGCAGCACCAAUCUGCAAUCCCGGCGAUGCCCCCGGCUUCGGACAACUACAGUCACGUGUUUCAUGGAUUGCGCCCUCUCAAGGCGACCCAGGUGGCCUCUCACCAGAGCGAGAUUAUGCUGCCACCGCUCAAUGUUGCUAACGCCACACCCGACCAAGCAUCAACUUCCAUCGAGACGACCCCUUGUCCAAGUUGCAGGCAAUGUUGCUGCAACAACGUCCAAGGUCACUUCGACGACUCUCAAAGCAUGUCCGACAGCGGUACCUCUCCUUGCCAUCUCCCGGAUAACACACGUCUUGAGCCUUUGAGCUGCCAGCAAUGUCGCACCAGACGGAUCGAUGAUGACUUAUGGUUACGGACUAAAGUUGAUGAUGUUGGCCAGGCUCUGAUUACUUUCUACCGCGCUCUUCUUGUUGCUUACUACGACACUUCCUCUGAGAUACUCUCGAACAAGAGCGAUCUGGACAGUCCAGUGGACAGUCGCUCUCACCCGAUCAACCUCUCCAAGACUCACGGCGAACGCAUCUCGGCUCCACCCCCGUCGGAACAUCUUCCGAACCCGAACUGCCCUCACUUGUCAAGACCUCAAGGAAUGCUGAACCCCAGGAAUUCAAACAUGAACUCAGACUCCACUCUUGCUUCCAGGAAGCAGUGUUCUGUGUGCGAUGGCAUGGCCAAGCGCAAGGUACUGCAAGACAGAAUCCAUACGCUGCUACCAAGGUCCAUGGUGGAGAGUGCUUUACCAGCGGCUACUGGAACAAUUCCUCUCAUCGUAGCAUAGUGAUGGGUUUCUCGUACAUUAAAGUAUGAGACAGUACCAUGUUAAACAAAGAUGGCAUUAAAAAUAUAAAUUUGACACUGGUGUUGGUUUAAUGCUUUACACUAUUGAAUUCCACAUGAACAUAAAAGGCAAAGCAAUUUUAGUCCCAUUCAAAGAACAAGAAGUGAAAUAAACUUCAAGUGGAUUCUUGAGAUGCAAAAGCUACUAACACAUAAACAGACAAUUCUUCUUGUCGGUCCACAAGACGCUUGGUGAUCAUGCAAAGUCUGAUUGCUUGAGAAAGGAAUACCAGGGGUCAAUUCAAUAAAAACAAUGAAUACUAUCAAUUUCAGAGGUACUAUUGUUUAAAAAAUACUCCCCUUGCUGUUUUGCAGUAGCAGAUCACUCAACUUGCAAACAUGCGGGGGAAAAAACGUAGCAAGUUUAAAUUCAGUACUUCAAAAAGAUAUGAUCGUAUUGGUCGUAGGAAUGCAUGUGGGGUUUAGAUUUGAGGUUAGUAGUGUAGAAGUGCAUGCUUUGAUUAUUAGUUGCUUUUUUCGCAAGUUGGACAUGUAUUUAAUUUGCUUGAUUUGUCCACAUGGAUAUACAUGGAGAAAUUGGCUCCACAUUGUAAAAAUCAAAAGUAUACACAAGAGUAAUGUUAAAAGGAACCUUUUAUCUCGGCCAAUUUCUCUCCCUCACAUUUGAAAGCUAAUAUACCGUGAAUUUUCUAGGGUACAGGGUCUUAAAACUUAAAAGUAUAGGUUCCAUUCGUUUUGUUUGAUGGUUUUUUUUUACCCGACUACUGAGAAAGCUAGUGUAUGCUAGUGUAAGCAACCAGGGACCCGAUGGCUUUAAGUCCUCUCAAAGGGACUUGGUAAUUAGGAUUAGUGGUUUACCAGAGGGCACUAGAGCAUGGACUUGGUUUUGAACCUGAGCCCUCUCGAUAAUGAGACUCCUGCUCUACCACUGAACCAUCGCAUCUCCUCACACCAUUGGAAAAAAUGUUAGUAAAAUUAACAAUUUACUCAGAAAAUUCAGUUCAAAUUUUCUAUCCCCUCUACAAGAAAUAUGGCUCUCAAAUAUGCAAUCCAAAACAUAUCAUUUUGUUGUAUCUGGUAGGGAAAGAAAGGCCCCUUAUGAUGACAUUUUAUUUAAAAAGUAUAUUACUCUCAGUCCCAGGUCCUCUACUGUGUAGAGUGUAUACCCUAUCAUAUGUUUUUUAGUUAUUUUACCAUGCCUUAUUUAUUCAGUUUUCAUAGAGCAUGAUUUGAUACCUGUUUACCUUAUAGUUUUAUACUUGCUGUGCUUUACCUAUUUAUUAGUUUGGAGUUGUUUUCAUAUUUAAUCUCAACUAUUAUGAUAUACCUUCAGUUAUACUAUUCUUGUAGAGCAUAAAGAAUUUUGGGUGGAGAACUGGGCGAAUAUAUAGCAUGUUAAAUCCAUAGGUCUGUAUUCUACUAAUCUGGUUAACCCCGAAGGAGGGUCUAAAAUCACAUCUGAAAAAGGAAAUUUCAGACCUUAAAUCUUAAAUCCCCCCUUUUUUCUCCCUCGUAUGUAAAGAGAAGUUCAUUGGUGAGGUUUAGCGCUUGUGUGGUUUAUGAUUUAAGCAUUAUUUCAGUUGCAUGUUUCAUGUGUCUUUUAAUGGAUGAUAAUACCUUAUGGGGUUUGUUUAUUGCAUUAACUGGUAUACUACAGUAUUAUAUGCAGGGUAAAGGUAUGUUAU